Lachancea thermotolerans CBS 6340 is the source of this 237-nucleotide messenger RNA. It is a transcript of the gene MCO12, whose product is annotated as Mco12p. The transcript has a single exon. The record is from RefSeq and is a predicted model, not a curated record. Lineage: Eukaryota; Fungi; Ascomycota; Saccharomycetes; Saccharomycetales; Saccharomycetaceae. The coding region runs from base 1 to 237 and encodes 78 amino acids.
AUGCUUUCAUAUGAAAAGUCCGACUUAAAAAGGUACAUACGGAGGUAUCUGGACUGGGGCGAAGGACUCUAUGAGCGGCUGGUCCGCGUGGCAAAGAGAAGUGCCUACUUUAGAAAAGAGACCCCUCUGGAUGGUUUCCUGGAUGGGAUGUUCAAGAGAGUUGAGGAACUUGGAAGAGGACCUGUGUCUGAAGGUCUGUCGAGAGAGCAAGCCACUGCUGCCGCCAGAAGGCGCUAA